Molecule: messenger RNA, 4298 nt
Organism: Morus notabilis
Lineage: Eukaryota; Viridiplantae; Streptophyta; Magnoliopsida; Rosales; Moraceae
Product: phospholipid-transporting ATPase 10
Exons: 11
Coding region: 202-3792 (1196 amino acids)
Biological process (GO): phospholipid translocation
Cellular component (GO): plasma membrane
Molecular function (GO): ATPase-coupled intramembrane lipid carrier activity; ATP binding; ATP hydrolysis activity
Source: RefSeq, a predicted model, not a curated record
UUUAGUUUCUUCAUCUUCUUUGCUCUUGCGAAUAUUUCCCAGAAUUAAACCUUCUUCUCCUGUGUUUCUGGGCUUAAAAGCUUUCUGGGAUUUGAUCAAAAUUUUCUCUCUAGAGCCAAACAAAUCUGUAGGUGUUUGAACAACUUGGGUUGUUAAGAUCUUCUUGAGUUUAGCUUCUGAAAAGAAAAAAAAAAAUUAAAAAUGGUUGGACCAAGAAGAAAGAAGAGGCAACAUUUUGGCAGAAUCCAUGCCUUCUCAUGUGGGAAAGCAUCAUUCAGAGGAGAACAUUCAUUGAUUGGAGGGCCUGGGUUCUCAAGGGUUGUCCAUUGCAAUGACCCUGAUGGCUUUGACGCCACAAUUCGCAAUUAUGGAGGGAAUUAUGUCAGAACUACCAAAUAUACCAUCCUAACAUUCUUGCCCAAGUCAUUGUUUGAGCAAUUCAGGAGAGUGGCAAACUUGUAUUUCCUCAUGUGUGCAAUAUUGUCCUUCACAGCACUUUCUCCUUACUCAUCUGUGAGUAGUGUUCUCCCUCUUGCGGUUGUGAUUGGAGUUUCAAUGGGGAAAGAGCUUCUCGAAGAUUUUCGGCGCAAACAGCAGGAUAUUGAGGUAAAUAACCGAAAGGUGAAAGUGCAUUAUGGCGACGGCGUUUUCGAUAAUACUAAGUGGAGGGAUUUGAAAGUUGGAGAUAUAGUAAAAGUGGAAAAGGAUCAAUUUUUCCCUGCUGAUCUCAUCCUACUUUCAUCAAGCUUUGAGGAAGCAAUUUGCUAUGUUGAGACCACCAACCUUGAUGGAGAAACUAAUUUGAAACUAAAGCAAGCAGUGGAGGCAACCUCAAAUUUGCAUGAAGACUCAAGCUUCCAAAACUUCAAGGCAGCAAUCAGAUGUGAGGACCCAAAUGCAAAUUUGUACACUUUUGUUGGUACUUUGGAGCUUGAAGAACAACAACACCCUCUUUCACCUCAGCAGCUUUUGCUUAGGGACUCGAAGCUAAGGAACACGGAUUUUGUUUACGGGGUAGUAAUCUUUACUGGUUAUGACACGAAGGUUAUGCAAAACUCAACCCCUCCACCUUCUAAGAGAAGCAAAAUUGAGAGAAGGAUGGACAAGAUUGUCUACUUAUUGUUUGGAGUCUUGUUUUUGUUGGCUUUUAUUGUGGCAAUUUGCUUUGGAGGUGCAACUGACGACGACAUUGACAAUGGGAAAAUGAAAAGGUGGUAUCUUAAACCAGAUGAUACCGAAGUCUAUUAUGAUCCCGAGAAUGCACCACUUGCAUCAGUUUUGCAGUUCUUGACAGCCCUUAUGCUGUACAGUUAUUUGAUCCCCAUUUCCUUGUAUGUGUCAAUAGAAAUUGUCAAAGUUCUUCAGGGCAGUUUCAUCAACCAGGAUCUGAAUAUGUACUAUGAGGAAACUGACACGCCAGCACGAGCUCGGACAUCUAAUUUGAAUGAAGAGCUUGGCCAAGUUGACACUAUACUUUCUGACAAGACAGGAACAUUAACUUGCAACUCCAUGGAGUUCAUCAAGUGUUCCAUUGCCGGGACUGCUUAUGGACGCGGAAUAACAGAAGUUGAAAGAGCCAUGGCUAAGAGAAACGGGUCACCUUUACUGCAAAACAUGGCUGUUGAAGAGAACCAUGUUGAAGAUGCCACAGAAGCAAAGCCAUCCAUUAAAGGAUUUAACUUUGUGGAUGAGAGGAUCAUGGACGGUCAAUGGGUUAAAGAGCCGCGUGCAGAUGUAAUCCAGAAGUUUUUAAGGGCGUUGGCUGUAUGCCAUACGGCAUUGCCUGAAGUUGAUGAAGAAACGGGAACAACAACUUAUGAAGCCGAAUCACCUGAUGAGGCAGCUUUUGUUAUUGCAGCAAGAGAACUUGGGUUUAUGUUUCAUGAAAGGUCUCACACGAGCAUCUCAGUCUACGAGUUGGAUCCUGUCACUAACAUGAAAGUUGAAAGAGUCUACAAGCUUUUGAACAUACUGGAGUUUAGUAGCUCAAGAAAGCGGAUGUCGGUUAUUGUAAGAAACGGGGAGGGGAAGCUGCUUUUAAUUAGUAAAGGAGCUGACAGUGUCAUGUUUGAAAGACUUGCAAAGGAUGGAAGGGAGUUUGAAGAGCAGACUAAAAAGCAUGUUAAUGAGUAUGCUGAUGCUGGUUUAAGGACAUUGGUUGUGGCAUACCGCGAACUCGAUGAAGAAGAGUACGAUGAAUUUAACAAGGCAUUCACUGAGGCAAAGAACAUGGUGAAUGCAGAUAGGGAGGAAAUCAUUGAGGACGAAGCCGAAAAAAUCGAAAAGGAACUGAUCCUUCUUGGUGCUACUGCAGUUGAAGACAAACUACAAAACGGGGUUCCAGAAUGCAUAGACAAACUUGCUCAGGCUGGAAUUAAACUAUGGGUGUUGACUGGAGAUAAGAUGGAGACAGCAAUCAAUAUUGGGUUUUCCUGCAGUUUGCUUAGACAAGAAAUGAAGCAAAUAAUAAUUAGCUCUGAGACUCCUGAAGUUAAAGCAUUAGAGAAUGGAGAGGAUAAGUCUGCGGUUGCUACGGCACUCAAAGCAAGUGUCCUCCACCAAAUAACCACAGCAAAGGAGUUGCUUCUUGCAUCAACUGAGAACUCCGAUGCGUUGGCUUUAAUCAUCGACGGAAAGUCUCUCACUUAUGCUUUAGAGGACGAUGUAAAGGACCACUUUCUGGAGCUUGCCAUUGGGUGUGCAUCCGUUAUAUGCUGCCGUUCGUCUCCCAAACAGAAAGCACUUGUUACAAGAUUGGUCAAACUUAGAACUGGUAACACUACUCUUGCAAUUGGUGAUGGAGCAAAUGAUGUUGGAAUGCUUCAGGAAGCCGAUAUUGGAAUCGGUAUAAGCGGUGUUGAAGGAAUGCAGGCCGUCAUGUCGAGUGACAUUGCAAUUGCGCAAUUCCGUUUCUUGGAACGCUUGCUGCUUGUACACGGCCAUUGGUGUUACAGAAGGAUAUCAUCAAUGAUAUGCUAUUUCUUUUACAAGAACAUAGUUUUUGGCUUCACUAUCUUCUUCUAUGAGAUAUACACAUCAUUCACUGGCCAAUCUGUAUACAACGACUGGUAUUUAUCGCUAUACAAUGUCUUCUUCACUUCUCUUCCUGUGAUUGCUUUAGGAGUGCUUGACCAGGAUGUCUCAGCCAAGUUCUGCCUCAAGUUCCCAUAUCUAUACCAAGAAGGUGUACAAAAUGUGCUAUUCAGCUGGGUUAGGAUCCUGGGAUGGGCCUUCAAUGGUCUACUAAAUGCUGUCCUGAUUUUCUUCUUCUGCAUCCGGGCAAUAGAGAGUCAGCCGUUCCGAAAAGGCGGGCAACUGGCUGGUCUGCAGGUCCUCGGUGCCACCAUGUACACAUGCGUGGUGUGGGUCGUGAACUGCCAGAUGGCACUGUCCAUCAGCUACUUCACAUACAUACAACAUCUCUUCAUCUGGGGUAGUAUCGUACUCUGGUACAUAUUCCAAUUGGUAUAUGGAGCCAUGAGUCCUGACCUUUCAACCACUGCCUACAAAGUCUUCAUUGAAGCCUGUGCACCUUCUCCAUACUACUGGAUCCUCACCCUCUUUGUCGUGAUCGCUUCCCUCACGCCAUACUUCACUUACGCCUCUAUCCAAACACGGUUCUUCCCAAUGUUCCACCAGAUGAUCCAGUGGAUGCGAAAGGACGGCAAUUCAUAUGACCCCGAGUUCUGCAAAAUGGUGAGGCAGAGAUCAAUAAGGCCCACAACAGUAGGGUACACUGCCAGAAUCGAAGCAAGAUCGAAACGCUUCGAGUUUAAGCCUGAAGAAAUUUGAUGCUGCACAGUUUUUGGUGGGAAAAAAAAAUCCUUAGUACUUAUUUAUCCCUUUAGUGCUGUACAUUGUUUCCAAAGAGAGAAUUCUUUAUUUAUCUCUUUGUACAUAAUUUUACAGAGACUAAAGACAGGUUGUUUGGUUGGGCUUGGCCAGAAAGAGAGUAUCAAAAGAUGAAGGUUUCAAGACCAUUAUUAUGCUUUCAAGUCCCCCUCCAGUUUCUUGAUGGGGAUUCUCUUUCUCCAAGAUGCAGAGCAGAGCUACAUAGUUUUGGGUCUUUUUUGGUAGAUUUAGAGACGAAUUAUACACUUUUUUUUUUUUUUUUUUAAAUACAUGUUCCAUAGUACAUAAAUAAUUAAUAUUUGUUCAAUUCUAAGUAGGAAAAAAAAAGAGGUUCAGUUGUUAGUUUCUCUUCUCAUCUGUAGGGUGAAUAAUAGGGCAUUGUCUCUUUUCUUUGUGUAUAUUAUUACUUUUGAUGAUUAUAGGUCUUUUGCUUCAUCAGCUAUGCA